Cyclopterus lumpus (lumpfish) is the source of this 1829-nucleotide messenger RNA. It is a transcript of the gene mob4, whose product is annotated as MOB family member 4, phocein. Bases 56 to 736 code for a protein of 226 amino acids. Gene Ontology annotation, cellular component: cytoplasm. NCBI's taxonomy places the organism in Eukaryota, Metazoa, Chordata, Actinopteri, Perciformes, Cyclopteridae. The transcript is spliced from 8 exons. The record is from RefSeq and is a predicted model, not a curated record.
UCAGGUUCACGUGCUACAACGCAGCUGCUGACGAACAUCCGGGUAUUCUGUCGCGAUGGUCAUGGCGGAGGGUACUGCAGUUCUCAGGAGGAAUCGGCCUGGAACCAAGGCAAAGGAUUUCUACAACUGGCAGGAUGAAUCAUUUGAGGAGAUGGACAGCACCCUGGCUGUUCAACAGUACAUUCAGCAGAACAUUAGAUCAGAUUGCUCAAAUAUCGACAAAAUCCUAGAGCCUCCGGAGGGCCAGGAUGAAGGGGUGUGGAAGUACGAACACCUCAGGCAGUUCUGUCUGGAGCUCAAUGGACUAGCCGUAAAACUGCAGAGCGAGUGCCAUCCAGACACCUGCACCCAGAUGACGGCCACAGAGCAGUGGAUCUUUUUAUGUGCUGCCCACAAGACACCCAAAGAGUGCCCUGCCAUUGAUUACACCAGGCACACGCUGGACGGAGCUGCCUGUCUUCUCAAUAGCAACAAAUACUUCCCCAGCAGGGUGAGCAUCAAGGAGUCAUCAGUGGCAAAACUGGGCUCCGUCUGUCGUCGCAUCUAUAGGAUAUUCUCUCAUGCCUACUUCCACCAUCGCCAGAUAUUUGACAAGUAUGAGAAUGAAACGUUCCUGUGUCACCGGUUCACACGCUUCGUCAUGAAAUACAACCUGAUGUCCAAGGACAACCUGAUCGUGCCCAUUCUGGAGGAGGAAGUGCAGAACACCUCAUCAGCUGGGGAGAGCGAGGCCUAAAGAUCCGAGCUGCUGCUGCCACAAAGGGAGACACAUGUACACGCACACACAAAUAAAUAUAUAUAUAUACACACACACACACACACACACACACACACACACUACGGUGUAUUGAGGCUCAUGUCUAGUAACACUGUCAUGUCCCUCCACCCUUGUCAACUGUGUCUAUCUCAAAGGAAGUAAGGGGUAAAGAAUAACGGGAGCGGAGUUCAGCCAUGCCUGCAGGACAAGAUUAUUUUUUUUCCUAUCCCCUUUACACUGUUUAUUCAGAUGCACACCGUGUCUCUGGAUACAGCCCCUGCUCUCACACUACUCCUGUAGGGAGACCCCUUUUUUUGUAAUCUUUUAGCAGCUGGAUUUGCAAAAUGUAAUCAUGGUGACCUGUAUUGUUGACAAAGGCACAACCUGACAGCAUCUCUCUUCCCCCUCUGUACAUAUCUUCCCUCCCCCACACUUCUCUUAAUUCACCAUCAUGUUUUCUGAUGGUGCUUCACUGUUUUGUGUCUGCUUCUGUUCUCUCUAUUCGCUUGUGUUGCCUACCAGCCUGUUUUUCGGGGAGGGUUGUCCCAUGAAGUGGAUCACUAAAGUAGCUGCUGACUCAAUAAUGCUAUUAAAACACAGAUGUAGGUAUGUGGCUUGUGUGGUAGUGAACGAAGACAAACGUAAUCUCUAGCUUUGUAAGUAUACUAGCAGUCGGAUAUUCCUUCCCCUGAGAUGGUGUUUCAGCGUAUUUUAGGAAGGCUUGUUGGCUAACUCUGAUCCUGCUUUGUGGCGUGCCCGUUUUAAUACUGUGUACAAUGAGCCUGACAUUCCCACUUUCCUUUGUAGAAACCAUGACUUUAUGGGACUGUAAUGCUUUCGGACAGUUUUCUCAAACACAUUGACGAGUAAAACGCAAAGAAAGGAGGAAAUGUUGGCUACAUUUAAGUGUCAGAGCACUACUCCCCUCCCCUCCCUCAUUAAGUUAUUUUGUGGUCUUGUAAUCCAAACCCACAUUUUUUUCUUACUUUUUUUUUUUUUUUUAAAUGGACUAACAUUUUGUUACUGUUGGCAUUUUCAUGAUGUCUGAUAAUAAAGACCUAUUCAGGUGGUU